Molecule: messenger RNA, 1611 nt
Organism: Trypanosoma conorhini
Lineage: Eukaryota; Euglenozoa; Kinetoplastea; Trypanosomatida; Trypanosomatidae
Exons: 1
Coding region: 1-1611 (536 amino acids)
Source: RefSeq, a predicted model, not a curated record
AUGGGUUCCUGCAAGCGGGCUCGAGAAGCCGAUGAGACGCAAGAUGUCCUGGAGUUCUUCAAGCGGGAAAGAGAGAACGCCGCACUGAGGCGGAACGGGCCGUUCUUCCUUGAACGCAUUCUCUUUCCCCGCCUUAAUCAACUUUACUCUGGGCGUGGCAGCCUCGUGCCGGACCCGACGCGUGUGGCUUGUGAAAAGGGCGCGAGGUCACUCAAACGGCACGGGGCUCUUGUCCUGCCCCAGCGGGUGGAAGCUUUUGCUCAGCUUCGGCGGUGGCACUUGCUGCAAUUUAAUGACCUUUACAGAGUCGUGCCACCGGAUCAAAUUGUGGGGACGUUAAGCCCCAUUAUAGACGUUGUGUUUGACAUGCAGGAGGAGUUUGCUCUCGCCUGCCAGGCGCAAUGCCUCUCUGUGUACAGUACGGAGAAGUGGCUUGACAACCACAAGUUGGCGGAUGAGGCCACUUCCACCUCCACCUCCCCGCUGGUUAGAGUGCGAGCACGUGGGUGGCAUAGUGUGGGUUUUGGCUUUUCUGCGGCGCAGUUCCUCUCAUCCUCGCUGCAUCUUAUAGCAGGCUACCACCGUGCCCCCGUUGUGGACAUCUUUGAUUUGGAAGAGGUGGACGAAAACACCUACGAGCCGCAGCAACGCUUUUCCUUGACAGAGGGCCAUGCCGGCCUCCACGGAACCAGGGGCGGCAGCAGCACCGGGUCCAGUGCGGAUGCAACUGCUGAAACCGUCUGUGCAAAUGAUGUGGUGGCAGUUACGGAGCACGUUAGCCUGGCGGCGCUUUCCUCUGGUUGUGCGGUGUGGUUAGAUCGUCGCACUGGCGCUGCGGUCCCAUGUACCGGUAAGGUUGCGCGUGUAUAUAACAUUGGGCAACAAGGCUCUCGGGCUUCCGUGCACGAUCCACUCACAGCCGCGGCGUUUCUCUGCAGGGAUAGUCCGGUCAACGUUCUGUGCGGAACCCAAUCCGGGGCCGUGCAGCUUUGGGAUGUGCGUUGCGUUCGUGAAUGCAUCGCCGUGCACCAAACGUCCUCCACCAUCUGUCGUCUGCAGCCUUCCUACGCUUCUCCGCUGCGAGGCGCCGUGUGGCUCAACAACCACGUUGGAGAAGUGCAGGGAAUUAAUGUGGGGCACAGCGACAUCCGCCUGAUUGCGGAGUCAAAGUUUGCCGACGCCAUGCGGACAACCGCGAUGUUUCGUUUGCCUUUGCCGCGGCUGUCGGUGCUGGACCCACCUGGCCUCAUCGCCUUCCCCCACCUGUCGUCCAACUCGCUGAUGCUCUUUGACGUGAGUGCGCUGAGGGAAAAGUCACUCACCCAAACCGCACACAAGCAUCGCCACCGCCGCCAGGAAGGCGAUGCAUAUGACGAUGACGAUGGGGAUAAUGAAGAAGGGGAACGGCGUCAGGCAUCGCAGCAGGUGAUGGCCGCGGAAAUCCCCACCGUGUCCUCGUCGACCCCCACUUCUGGAGACGCAGUGCAAAAAAUAGUGUUGCACAAUGUCAUGAACUUUGCUGGGUCGCCAAACAUAUCCGCGUGUGGGAUGUGGACGAAGUACGGGCGCCUCGUUGUGGGCGAUGCCGUGGGUGGUGUGCGGAUAGCAUGA